AUGAGGUUUGGGGGUGGUCUCCUUGCUGGUGGUGGUGGUGGCGUGCGCUUUCUGGGUGGUGGUGGUGGUGGGUUGAGAUUUUGGGGUGGCGGUGGUGGCGGAAUGAGGUUUGGGGGUGGUCUCCUUGGUGGUGGUGGCGGAAUGAGGUUUGGGGGUGGUCUCCUUGGUUGUGGUGGUGGCGGCGUGAGCUUUUUGGGGGGUGGUGGUGGUGGGUUGAGAUUUUGGGGUGGCGGUGGUGGCGGAAUGAGGUUUGGGGGUGGUCUCCUUGGUGGUGGUGGCGGCGGCGUGCGCUUUUGGGGUGGUGGGUUGAGAUUUUGGGGUGGCGGUGGUGGCGGAAUGAGGUUUGGGGGUGGUAUCCUUUGUGGUGGUGGCGGCGGCGUGCGCUUCUGGGGGGGUGGUGGUGGUGGGUUGAGAUUUUGGGGUGGCGGUGGUGGGUUGAGGUUUUGUGGCGGCGGCGGCGGCCUGUUUUUUGGGGGUGGUCUCGGGUUGCUCUUUGGGGGUGGUGGUGGGUUAAGGUUUGGUGGUGGUGGGCGUAAGUUUGGGGGCGGUGGUGGUGGGCUGAGGUUUGGGGGUGGUGGUGGGUUGAGUUUAGGUGUAGGUGGUGGUGGCGGCUUGUGUUUUUGGGGCGGAGGUGGCUUGUGUUUUUGGGGCGGAGGUGGCUUGUGCUUCGGGGGCGGUGACAUUGGUCUCUUACGUUUGCCACCAAAUGGCAGCAACUCUUGUUCAAGGGAGUUUGCUGCUUCCAAAGGAGGAGGACGCUUAUAA
Prunus dulcis (almond) is the source of this 765-nucleotide messenger RNA. Its product is annotated as glycine-rich protein 23-like. The transcript has a single exon. Bases 1 to 765 code for a protein of 254 amino acids. Lineage: Eukaryota; Viridiplantae; Streptophyta; Magnoliopsida; Rosales; Rosaceae. The record is from RefSeq and is a predicted model, not a curated record.